AUGGGUAUCAUACGCCGUCCUCUGCCACUUCCACCACCAUCCGGGCUUAGGAGACAUGCUUUUGCUUUGAUGUUGAUAUUUUUGCAACCUAUUCUCGUGGAAUCUAACUUGAACAUCGCAACGUUCACGGAUAAAAACUGCUGGAAUUUCCAGUCAUCAUUUGACGGGCCAAACGGAUGCCCAAACGGGACGUAUACAGAACUCGGACGCAGCGUCAACCAUAGUAGCUUCCAAAUUGUUAACCCCGCCGGCGGUUUGCCGGUAGUGGACACUUUUUUCUACCUAGCAUUCAAUCUUCCCCCUUCCUAUGGCCUACUACAUGACCUGGUAGUAGGUCAUCAGCGUUACUCUACUCGCAAUAUACACUAUCUCUCACUCUCACCGUAUAUCUUAAAGUAA
Molecule: messenger RNA, 399 nt
Organism: Microsporum canis CBS 113480
Lineage: Eukaryota; Fungi; Ascomycota; Eurotiomycetes; Onygenales; Arthrodermataceae
Exons: 1
Coding region: 1-399 (132 amino acids)
Source: RefSeq, a predicted model, not a curated record